AGGUUGUUCUACUCGCUCUGCAGCGCCCCUAGCGGUGAAGGUUAAACAUUGCAGCAGCUCAACCUGCUGGAGGGAAACAUCACUUUCAUCCUGCAGCUGCUGUGCAACAGGAUGCAGAGACAAAGCGCUGCGAGACUCACAGCAGGAUUACUGGUUUUAUCAGAGUGAUGGAGUGUCCCAUCUGAUCCAAUCAAGACAUGGUGUUAUCAGAUAAAAACUUAGGAUCAUCUGCUCCCAGCAAGAUCCCAGAGCGGUGCAGCCUGCGGCAUCAGAGCCUACCCUCCCCGGCCAUGUGCUGCGCCUGCGGCCUGUGCAUCAUGCUGGCUGGCAUCAACAUCACCCUUGUGGGAGCUUUUGCUUUUGGCACCUUCAGCCUUACAGCCAACCCUCCCAUCAUCAUCGGGCCUCUCUUCUUACUGUUGGCUGUGGCUUUCUUCACAGCCUGCUGCGUGGUCAGCAGGAGGCCACCCUCCCACGUGGCUCGAAGGGCCCACCGAGGGGAGAAUUGGGGGCUGAUUAGGAUGGGAACUGCAACUUUCGAGAUGGAGAUGAGUGAACAUACCCUCCAGGACACCACCGCCAUCCAGCUCAGCCCUACAAACUCCCCCAGCUCUUCUCACAAGUCCAUGUCGAACCAGGGGGACGGCACUGGGCUGAGCUUAUGUCGGGAUGAGACCAGGGAGCUGCAGAUCUCAGAGAUGAGUGACAUGAGGGCUGCUGGAGAUAAAACAAGUCUGACCACUGAAAGCAAAGAGAUCUCUUCCACACAGGCGUUACCUGUUCAGGACAUGUCCUCCUCCACGUAGCAUGUACCUGUAUCUACCCGACUGAUGGAUGCAACUAAGAGGACACAGUUGGAUCAUCUACAGUAUCUGCAAAACAAAGGAAAAAAAGACACUGGAUAGUGUAUUAGUCCAAGGCCCAAAUCAGAAAUAGGAAAACCCAAUAGAUACUCAAAUUAAAGUCCAUCCUAGUCAAAGCAGUUUCAGAUUUCUUUAAAAUCACACUAGCUGAAUUUAACACUGACAAAUUCUGCUUUUGAAAUUCAGCCUUCAUCAUAUAGUAGUUUUAAAUCCAAAGGAGGGAUUAAAGAGAUAUCAUUGUUCAUGCAGCAACAUAUUUGUUUCUAACCUUCAUCUGAUUUUUUUUUUUCUAAAUAAGUAAAUUUAUAGUGAAAAUAGUAAAUUCUUUUUUUCACGUAUUCUAUUAAUAUAUGGAAAACAUUUUUCUCAGGCUUUAAAUUUGUGAUUCCUGGUCAGAGCCAACGAAGCAUCCCUGAUGUAUGUUUGAGUUUCUUAAAUGCUUACGUGUUUUCUUCUCUUUCAUGUCAUGCUAUUGUGUGUUUUUGUUCAAGGCUACCACGCUGUAGCUUGAAACACGGUGCAGCUCCUGUGAUUGCUUAUUCUAUUACAGGAUAUUGUCACGUUUAUUGCUGUGCUUUAAGAUACACCUUAUCACUCUUCCAACAGAAAGAGAAUCUUAACCUUUGUUUUGCUUUUGUUUUUCCUGCCUGGUUUAAAUGUGCUUCAAUACUUCUUAUUUGUCUCCAGUAGGUUUACUGCUGUUUGUGAUGCUGCACUGUAUAUAAGGAUGGAGAAUAAUGUGUGACCAUCUGAGCGCCAUUGAGAUAAACGUUGCUCUGUAAUCUUUACUGAUACCGUUAACUAAAACUUCACAUGAUAAUACAGAGUUUCUCUUACCGUUCCACAUUACAUCUUGUAUAAGGUGAUAUAACCUUCAAACUGUGUAAACCUGA
Molecule: messenger RNA, 1756 nt
Organism: Cyprinodon variegatus (sheepshead minnow)
Lineage: Eukaryota; Metazoa; Chordata; Actinopteri; Cyprinodontiformes; Cyprinodontidae
Exons: 2
Coding region: 198-806 (202 amino acids)
Source: RefSeq, a predicted model, not a curated record